GCGCCCGAGGGGGCGGGGCCCCAAGCCGGCCCGGGAGCAGAACCGACUUCCACCUAGAGGCUCCGCGCAAGGCGUGAACUUUUUCCCUCCCGGAGACUGAGGGGCUGAACUUGGCCUGAACCCCUGGGGAGGACUCAAGGCACCCGUAGCCACGACCGGGCUGAGGUGUCGGGGGCUGAAGACACCAAGGAAAAGUGGGAGCAGAAGUCCGAGGGUGAGUGCAGGGAGCUCUUCGCAGCUGUUACGCAGGCUCUGGUCUCCGUUUAUUCUGGGUGGGCGACAGCGCAAGUGCCCCGGCAGCUCGCAGCUCGAAGGCAGCAGCCGAAGCCGCUGUCUGUGAAGACUGCUGGAGUCCUCGGCACCUGUCUAGGGCUUCGGGAGCGGCUGUGGUCAUGGUGAGUGAGGAUCCCAACCCACAGGAGCACGGCGGCGGCACCCCUGCGCAGGAGCCCGCACUCCGCGCGGACCGCAGCGCCUCGGGGCACCCGAGCGUGUCGGCCCACCCCAGUGUCUCCAUCCACCCCAGCGUCUCGGCCCACCCGAGCAGUUCGGCCCACCCCAGUACGCUGGCCCAGCCCGGUGGCUUGGUCCACCCCAGUAGCUCGUGCCCCGAGGACCUUAGUGUGAUCAAGGUGAGCAAGCGCCGUUGGGCGGUGGUCCUGCUGUUUAGCUGCUACUCCAUGUGCAACGCCUUCCAGUGGAUCCAGUACGGCUCCAUCAAUAACAUCUUCAUGAAAUUCUACGGCGUCAGUGCCUUUGCCAUCGACUGGCUGUCCAUGUGCUACAUGCUGACCUACAUCCCCCUGCUCCUGCCCGUCGCCUGGCUGCUGGAGAAAUUCGGCCUGCGCACCAUCGCCCUCACCGGAUCGGCUCUCAACUGCCUGGGGGCCUGGGUGAAGCUGGGCAGCCUGAAGCCGCAUCUCUUCCCAGUCACCGUGCUGGGCCAGGUCAUCUGCUCUGUGGCCCAGGUCUUCAUCCUGGGCAUGCCCUCCCGCAUCGCUUCCGUCUGGUUCGGGGCCAAUGAGGUGUCAACAGCCUGCGCCCUAGCUGUCUUUGGUAAUCAGCUUGGAAUUGCAGUUGGGUUCUUGGUCCCUCCGGUUUUGGUACCCAACAUUGAAGACCGGGACAAGCUUGCCUACCACAUCAGCAUCAUGUUUUACAUAAUUGGAGGCGUGGCCACUCUGCUUUUCAUCCUUGUCAUCAUCGUGUUCAAGGAGAAGCCUAAACAUCCCCCCAGCAGGGCCCAAUCCCUGAGCUAUGCCUUGGCCUCCCCUGAUGCGUCGUACUUAAGUUCCAUCGUCCGGCUCUUCAAAAACCUCAGCUUUGUGCUGCUUGUCAUCACCUACGGUCUGAAUGCUGGUGCUUUUUAUGCCUUGUCGACUCUGCUGAAUCGCAUGGUGAUCUUGCACUACCCGGGGGAAGAAGUCAACGCUGGAAGAAUUGGCCUGACCAUCGUCAUUGCAGGAAUGCUUGGGGCUAUGAUCUCAGGCAUCUGGCUGGAUAGGUCCAAAACCUACAAGGAGACAACCCUGGUGGUCUACAUCAUGACUGUGGUCGGCAUGGUGGUGUACACAUUGACCUUGAACCUGGAACACCUGUGGGUAGUGUUCAUCACUGCUGGCACAAUGGGCUUCUUCAUGACCGGCUACCUCCCCCUGGGCUUUGAGUUUGCUGUGGAACUGACGUACCCAGAAUCAGAAGGCAUGUCAUCUGGCCUCCUUAACGUGUCUGCCCAGGUAUUUGGGAUCAUCUUCACCAUCUCCCAGGGGCAAAUUAUUGACAACUAUGGAACCAUGCCCGGGAACAUCUUCCUGUGUGUGUUCCUCACCCUUGGAGCGAUCCUUACUGCAUUCAUUAAGGCAGAUCUCCGGAGGCAGAAAGCAAACAAAGAAACUCCCGAGAAUAAACUCCAGGAGGGGGAGGAGGAGGAGGAGGAGGAGAGCAAUACCAGCAAAGUCCCCACCACUGUGUCUGAGGAGCAUCUCUGAGAGGAAGAAGGUGGUGGCGACUCAGGGAACACGGACGGCACCCCCACCUCUCCGGUCAACGCUCACUGCCAGACACAGGUCUUCCCUGGAACAGCUUUUGGAGGGAAGCGGCUGGAAUAUUUGUGGCUUGGACGGCGGUGCCUCUGCCCCCCAGAACCCGCUCAGGCGCUUGCGUGGCCUGGUUGGGGAUGAUGGCACCUUUCACCAGAUGCGCUCUCCAUUCCCGCCUCUCCCCCUCAUAGGGCAGGGGAGCCGGGGUUGGGAGAGGCUGGCGGAGGAGGGCCGUGCUGCCCUGUCUUCCCCCUUUCCCUCCAUCCUGCAAAGAGAGAGCCUGCGAAAUUAUCACGGAAAGAGAGCUUAUUCAGGAUAUUAACUUUUUCCAGUGUCUUAGGACCCUUAGAAGCCCAGUCCUAAGGAAAGGCAGCUGCCUGGGAUGAGGGGCCUUUGGGGGUCAGUGGACUGGCUGCUAACGACCUGUGGGAAGAAGCACCAUCAGGAAAAAAACAAAACAAAACAAAACAAAACAAAACUGCAUCAGAACAAACCCGUCAGGGCUCGGCCUCGCUUCUCCCAGCCUAAGGUUGGGGUCUGCUGCCAAACCCCUUCCUAAGAGCGGAUCAAACCAAACAUCAAUAAACUUGACAUAAAUUUUGCUGUGGCCGUGAAGGAGAAACCCAUCUGGGAGAGAGAACUGCCUAGGCCUGUGAGAGCGCUUGAGAAGGCAGUUGGGAGCUGUGGUAGCUUGAUCUGGGAAUGGGUUCUUUUCUACAAAAUCUCUGCCCGGGGACUUCUGUGUGGGUCAUGGUCACCUCUGAUGCCUCCAUGUGGACACUACUUUGAGAAACUCCACCAUCAGCCUCCGCGCUUGCUUUCUCUAAAGGGAGGGAAAUCCCAGCCGACUUCCUGUAACCUUUACUGAGAGCUAACCUUGAUUUAUUCCAUGCUGAGAAAUCCACAGCUGCUUCUGGGAGAUGAGAGGAAAGGGGCAGAAGGAAAGGUGGCCCUUGAAAUGGGAAGUGAGUCUGCUUGAAUUAGGUGCACCCGCCUCUGGAGGGGACAGUAUUCUCACGCCCACCCCCUUCCCCUGCCCUCUUUCUUCCAGCAAUAAUCUUUUUCUUAAAUCAGAUAUUGUGAAUUUUAAGGGAGUCUCUUUAAACCAGCCCAAGGUGACUUCCUCUCCUGUCUAGCCUGUUGUCUGGCUCUACUCACGGGCUUGGGUGGUGUCCCCUGAAAAUAAGACAUUUGUAAUUUCUCCUGUGUACUGAACAGCUGUGAUCAUGACCAUGGUGCUGUUUGGCUGUGGCCACUGCCCCCGCCUUGGCAAAUGGGAGCAGCCUGGGUUGGUCGGCUGCAGUGCCAGGUGCCUGGGCCACUACCUGAGGAGAGCCAGGUGUGUGUGUGUGUGUGUGUGUGUGAGAGAGAGAGAGAGAGAGAGAGAGAGAGAGAGAAUAUAGACAUUCUGUAUGUUCUUGUUGAUAGAAGUUCCCUCCACUUCUGGUGGGGGGAGUGAUUGGGGAGGUGGAAAAGAGGUGGAGAGAAAGUGUGUCUUCCUUCCAAUAAGGAGAAAGGUGCUUACUCUUCAGCUCCUUACAACUUUUUAACAGAAUGUUUACCAGAUCCAUUCGUUCCUUUAUUUUAAAAACAUAAUUUUUAUUUUCUAUUUGUAAUGCCAGAUGUUUUAAGGCAAUAAAAGAGUCUCCAAGUGG
Messenger RNA from Hyaena hyaena (striped hyena), 3694 nucleotides. RefSeq names its product FLVCR heme transporter 2 (gene FLVCR2). Lineage: Eukaryota; Metazoa; Chordata; Mammalia; Carnivora; Hyaenidae. The coding region runs from base 393 to 1988 and encodes 531 amino acids. The record is from RefSeq and is a predicted model, not a curated record. Gene Ontology annotation, biological process: heme export; transmembrane transport. Gene Ontology annotation, cellular component: membrane. Gene Ontology annotation, molecular function: heme binding; heme transmembrane transporter activity. The transcript is spliced from 10 exons.